Molecule: messenger RNA, 1299 nt
Organism: Talaromyces marneffei
Lineage: Eukaryota; Fungi; Ascomycota; Eurotiomycetes; Eurotiales; Trichocomaceae
Exons: 4
Coding region: 1-1299 (432 amino acids)
Source: RefSeq, a predicted model, not a curated record
AUGGAUCAGCACCAGUUUUUCGAGGUCCCUAAAGGCCUUGAAGCCAUCCCAGCCCAUAUGUCUGCAGCGCUGCAGGAAAUGCGCUUGGUCACCGAGGAGCUUCGCAUUCAAGGAUGUCCUCACGAAGCCAACCAAAUGGGCAGACUGUGCCUUGAGUUCAUCAACCGAUUCCAUGAUGCUUUGGAUCGUAUCAGAGGACUUGUCGCUGUCUCACAGAAUGCCCAGCCCAUCCCUGGCAUGUAUCCUCUCCCUAGCAUCGCCGGGGGACGCAUUCUGGAGACCAUGAACGAGCAGUCAAGUGAGAUGAGACGUGAGCAAGGCCAUCCAGAGCCCGCUGAAGAUGACCAAGGCCAACAAGAGUCACCUCAUCUGCCAGUGCCUACUGCAGCACCCACGCAAGUGCCUGUAGCUGAAGCGAGUUGGGCUCAUAUCGCUUCGGCCUCAGUUCGGCGUCAGGUUUCCGAACAACCCGCCUCUCGCGCGAACCGAGGAGGCAGACACAACGCAGGACAUUCCGUGACGAUGCGUACUGCCAGCCGUCGCGCCACAGUACUUGUUGCUGAAGGGUCCUCCAGCGGUGCUGCAAGCCAUGAAAAUGACCGAAACGGUAAUGGUAUCCUUGAAGAUGGCAAGGCAGGAGUUGUGGUGGUGAAAGGGCCAAUCGAGACCAUUAAGAAUAUCUUCAGUUACAUCUCUGCACGCAUUCAUGAAGGUGCAAUUUAUGACAUGUCCAUGAACAAGGAUCAGGAGAUCGUUGUCAUCUUCCAGUAUGCCCUGCACGCGCAGAUCUUCGUUGAUCGUAACACUGAGUCAGUGGCCACUCGCGGGGAGUCUGUUUUCGGUCUAGGAGAUUGGAGUGUUACCCUCAGCAAGCCGAUGGACUGGACUGAUACACUUCGACGCAUGGCCCACCCUCAUCGUGAACGCCGCCGCCUCACUUUCGUCAAGUCGCGCCUCUUCGCAGACAACAUCAGCUUCCUGAAGUGGGUUCGUGAAGUGCAAGAUGUUGCAGGUGCUGCCAAUGUCGACUUUGUUUGGGCAUUCAAUACUGGAAACGCUACCGCCGUUUUCUUCAGUGUGGCGAUUGCCCGUAAGGUAAUGCAGACCUUUUCCCACUGGCGCGCCAAUCGUGGCUGCUAUGAGGAUUUGAUCGUGUCGUACUCGUCCGAUCCAUGCGAGAAAGACUUGCAGCUUACUACUCAGCUUCGCUACCAUAUGCAGCCUGCCCACCGCCAUUUCGAGAAGCUGCCUCCAAAUGAAAAUGGUGGUCGCCAUCGCUACUACCAAGGCAGGAAGUAG